Messenger RNA from Trichomonas vaginalis G3, 1412 nucleotides. Its product is annotated as DNA/RNA polymerase superfamily. The record is from RefSeq and is a predicted model, not a curated record. The annotation marks the transcript as partial. The transcript has a single exon. Gene Ontology annotation, molecular function: nucleic acid binding. NCBI's taxonomy places the organism in Eukaryota, Parabasalia, Trichomonadida, Trichomonadidae.
AUGAACAAAAAUGGAACAGCUAAAAUGAAUGAUAAUCAAAUAAGAGCCGAAGGUAGAAGGUUAUUUAAACGCUUCUAUAACAUUCCUGAUGGUGUUAAUCCUAAAACUCGUAGAAGUUAUUUAAAUGAAGCCAUAGAUGCAUAUGAAGGAUUUGACAUUUCAUCAGAAAGUGAGAGGUUAGCAAGAAUGUUAAACGUUAAUAUUGAUUUUUAUUAUUGUGACCCUCAACCAGAAGACGUAGACAUUAACAAGGUAGACUUUCCAUUAGUGGAUUCAAUAAUGAUAGAUCCAGAAUUUAAAACAGUAAAUAUUUUAUUAACACAGAGUCCAUGUGGAAAACUUCACGCUAGAAUAACAGACGUUGAAGCACUCACAGGAUAUAAAGUUUGCCCCUUUUGCAAAGAAGAAGUAUAUUCUAUCCGUGAUGAUCCAGAAAGGAAAAACCAAAGAAGAUUUUUAAAACAUUGUGAGAAAUGUAAAGAAAAUAAUGGAAGAUUAAUUCAAGACGUUCAAUUGCAAAACACACAACAACCAUAUGCACCACAUAUUACGAAACAGAAGAUAUAUCAGUGGUUAUUAGCUCACAAUUUGCAGGAAUAUUAUCAACCGACAAGAUAUUAUAUUACUUUUGACUUCGAAACAUUAGAGACUAAAGAAGAAUUACAACUUUCUGAGUGUGCAACUUUGAAUGCUUACUUAAAACCAUUCAUGGUAUCAUCAACGGUUAAAUUAAACGAUAAAACAUAUACGAGGAAUUUUUGCUUAACUUCGAGUGAUUCUUUUAUUUCUGAUUGGAUUAAGUUUUUAUUUUCAACCUGUUCAUUAGUUGCUAAAUCAAAUAUUGAACAAUAUGAAGAAUUAAUGAAGUCGCAAACAUUAAAUGAAAAACAGAAGGAAGCAUUUAAAGAACUUCUAGAUGAGGAAUUCAAUAAAGUGAAUAUCAUAGGUUUUAAUUCGGGAAAGUUUGAUUUAAAUUUAAUUCUUCGUGAUUUAAACACUGCAAAAUGGAAAAUAAAAUCAAUGCUGGGUUCAUCUUCACAAUUUAAGCAAAUCAUUGUAAAGAAAACAAACGUUCCAUAUGAAUUGAGAUUUAUUGACAUCAGAAAUUAUAUAGCGGGUGGGACAUUAGAUCAAUUCACUCAAGAUUUCGGAAACAAUAAAACACGUGUUAAAUCCUUUUUCCCUUAUCAAUUCAUCACGUGGGAAAAUUACGAAGAAGAAUUAUAUAAAGUGGAACCAUUCACUCAAGAUUCAUUUUAUUCAGCAUUAACUCAAGAAACUAUAUCAGAUAGUGAUUAUCAAAUAUAUCUCAAUGAUGCUAAAAAUUUUAAGAAUAGAUUAGAAUAUUUUAUUCAUUAUUGCAAUAAAGAUGUUGAAAUUAUGAUUGACCCAAUUGAUAAAAUUAUCGAAGA